Messenger RNA from Oryza brachyantha (malo sina), 784 nucleotides. Its product is annotated as putative 4-hydroxy-4-methyl-2-oxoglutarate aldolase 2. The transcript has 2 exons. Bases 147 to 653 code for a protein of 168 amino acids. The record is from RefSeq and is a predicted model, not a curated record. Gene Ontology annotation, molecular function: ribonuclease inhibitor activity. Gene Ontology annotation, biological process: regulation of RNA metabolic process. NCBI's taxonomy places the organism in Eukaryota, Viridiplantae, Streptophyta, Magnoliopsida, Poales, Poaceae.
GUACGUAGUCCGGCCCAACUCCCAACUACUGCUCUCUCCCGAAGAUAUAUAGAGGAGCCCCUUCGUCUUCCUCUUGCCGCUCCGUUUCCAAGCUAGUCGAGGGCUUAAUCUCCGAACGAUCGGUGGAGUUUAGCACCCUAUCCCACAUGGCCGCCAUGCCAUUAGCCACGGCUGACCUAUGUGAUGCGAAUUUGCAUCCAAUGAUCAAAGGUGAGCUACGCGCCCUCCACCCCAUCUUCCAAAUCUACGGGAGGCGGUGUGUUUUUGCCGGCCCAGUCGCGACGGUGAAGGUCUUCGAGGAUAAUGUUCUGGUUCGUGAGCUCAUUAAGGAGGAGGGCCACGGCAGGGUCCUCGUGGUUGACGGCGGCGGCAGCAUGCGCUGCGCCAUUUUGGGUGGCAUCCUCGCGCAGACUGCGCAGAGAAACGGAUGGGCUGGCAUCGUCGUCAAUGGCUGCAUCAGAGACGUUGAUGAUAUCAAUGGCUGUGACAUUGGUGUUCGUGCUCUGAACUCACACCCUGUGAAGCCAGGCAAGAAGGGCGCCGGCGAGAAGCAUGUGGCUGUGACCAUUGCAGGGACCAGGAUCUGCGACGGCGAGUGGCUCUACGCCGAUGCCGAUGGCAUUCUCGUCUCGAAGAAUGAAUUGGCUAUGUAAACUGUGUGCGUAUUGGUAUGUUGAUUUGUAUGAGUAUUCGGUGCCAAAAGGAUUGCUGCUUCUACCCUCCUCGUGUACCGUCCAAAAUUGUAAUAAAUGUUAAAUUGCAGUCAGGUUCCUUUUGCCCGAGA